Molecule: messenger RNA, 2385 nt
Organism: Drosophila obscura
Lineage: Eukaryota; Metazoa; Arthropoda; Insecta; Diptera; Drosophilidae
Product: wolframin-like
Exons: 2
Coding region: 66-2342 (758 amino acids)
Biological process (GO): calcium ion homeostasis; endoplasmic reticulum unfolded protein response
Cellular component (GO): endoplasmic reticulum membrane
Source: RefSeq, a predicted model, not a curated record
GAAGGUACAUAACAACAUAACCAUAUGUCAGCACAAUAUCAACAACACACAAUAAAAUUCCAAACAUGACCUCAGAUCGGGCCUCAUUAAACAAAUUGGAGAACCAUAUUGCACAUGAAGUGCAUGAAGUGCGUCGCUGCCCAUCCAUGACUCCUGGGGAGCGAGCGGCGCGAAAAGCAGCUCGUGAACUCUUUGCCUGCCUCUCGAACGGCGAGGAGCACGUCACGCCCCAGCAGCUGGAAAGAGAAAUGAGAUGCAUAUACAAUCUUCAACGGAAACGUCGCAGACUUGAGGACGCAAAAUUCGGUUCCAGCAGCGAGGGCGAGCCGGAAUGUGAGCUCCUGGGGAGCAUGGAAUCCAUUGGGCAUGCAAACGUGGAGCAUCAACGCUUAAUCUCCAAGGCAAACCUCGUGUCGGCUGCUUCCAACUACAGUGCCGGACGGAUGCCCACUUUGACACUGUCUGUGACGGAUCCCAGGUGCUUGGACCAUGUGCCCCGCUUCCAGCGCAUCUUUUCCCACCCGCUCAUAUUUCUCACCCUGUUUUACCAUCGCCUGGUGAACUGCAUCAUCUCGUUGCCCAGCCUAUUACCGGUGAGCGCGCGCCUAGGUCUCCUGAUAGCCCUCUCCUGGUGGAGCAGCUUCCAAUUGGUGCCGCUCAUCAGCUACUAUUUAAGCGUUGGCAUGAUGAUUUGGGCCACCUGUAAAAUGCUGAAGACCAAGCAACAGUUUGUCGACUUUCGAAUUUGGUCGGGACUGUUCCAGUGCUACGGCGACAACAACAUCGAUGCGGGCAUUGCGGAGAAGCGCUUCCUGCGGAACAACAUGAAGCCGUACGGGUAUUAUUUCGGCGCCUUCAUCUGCAACCAGAUUGUGUAUCCACUCGUGGCCGAUGGCUGGAUGCCCCACUCAGAGCUAACCAUAAUCUCCGGAGCCUUCACGCUACUCACCAUGGGCGUCAGCAUGUAUGCCUCGUCUGAUCUACUGCCCAACUGGGUGGUGGUUGUCUCCUUUGCCGUCAACGUCCUGGCCAAGUACCCCUAUGAGAUGGACAAGGUGGCUACAUCGCGCUUCGCGACCUUUGUCAUUGGCAACGGCAUUGAGUUCUGUCUGAGCUGCCGCACAGCCUUGUACCUCUUGAUACCGGUGCUCCUGGUGAUAAUGGCCAAACGUUCACGCUGGCACGCUGUCUACACGCAUCUUAUUCCACACUGCGUUACGCUCUGCUGGCUGCAAGUGUGCAUCGCCACCUGUCAGGGUGCCACCAUGUGCGGUGUGAUUCGCGGGACGCUUGUCCUCGCCGGAAUGGUUUUGUUCCUGCCAAAAUUCGGCAUGGUGGCGCUCUUCGUUCCAGUCUUUGUGGCCAUCAAAAGCCUUGGGUUGGCCAGCGAGCAGCUACAUUGGGGCGGCGUAGCCAUCGCCAGCAUGCUCACAAUGGUCGUCUCCUAUCUGCUGACCAUGAACCGUGCCACCCGGAAGUAUAUUACCAUUCUGCAGCUAAUCAUGGGUGUGACAAUGGUCUAUGCAUUGGUGUUGCCCUACAUGACGUCCAGUUUCAAGGACGACCCGCGCUUCAAUGACCUGCCACGUGUCGGUCUCGACUCUCUAUCGGACGCCGACUCACUGACCUGGGAUCGUUUCCAUUCCCUGUGCGCCCUACCCUUCCAAGAGGAGUCCAACAAGAUAGACUCUCAGCUGCGUUGCUUUCACCUCAAUGGCAUGCCCGUGACCUGGCAGGGCAAAGUCUCCAAGGUGGAAAUCGCCAAGGUAUCCAACAUGUUUGAAGAUCUCGUCGCCAAUUAUUUGCCCGCCUGGUUGGGCAGGGCGGUACGCUGCGCUCAUGGCGAGGACAUAUCGCAGAAUUUCCAGUGCAAUCGCAAGCUGGAUGACCAAUGCGAUGAGUGGCGGCGCGUGUUCAAAACAGUCAAUGCUCGCACCGGCAACUGCACGCUCCAGAAGUAUAACCGCUACGAGUACAAACUGCUGGUGAAGGUCGGCAGCGGCAGCAGCGGCAGCAGCGUUAGCCGACUGCUGGGACGCACGACAUCAGCUGAAGUGGUUCUAAAGGCCCAUCAUGACUUUGGGAACUUCACACGGCAGCUCAGCCAGGGGGAUAUUGUGUUGUUUUACGGCACACUCCAGCACACCCGGAUGCGAACCAAUGAUGUGCAAGUGCUGUUGAAGACCAUCGAGUGCCGGGACUGUAAAUCCCCAGAGCUGGGAACGGCGAGCAUUGGACGACUCAUUGGUGCCCCUCCGAUGGGUGCCCGCCUGCAGGAACUAAUGCGGGGCAUCAAGUAUCUGUUGAAUGCAUUGUUAAAUCCGUUAAUUAGGUUUAAGUAAUUUAAAUAAACAAAUAAAGAGGCAAAGGAUUUGAUUUUCCUAG